GUCAAUUGUUCAAGUGUACAUUUUAUUUAUGUUGCCUCCAGUUUACCAGUUUUAUAAGCAGACAGAAAAUGCAAAGUAAAAAGCAAGGGAGUGAGUAACGCAAAUAUAAACUCCAUAAGACUCGCAUGGUAACAAACCCACACCCGUUAAAAAAAAAGACCGGCGAGUGGGGGAUGUGAUGAGUCACUCGCGAGGCGCUGUCGGUCCGCUUUGAUCAGCCGCAGCCGGGGUCUCGCGCUGUAAAAUAUUUUUGAAAGACGAGUAGCCGGUGAGUCACGAUAGCGGUGUUGGAAGUAAGUGUGUUACGUUUCUAAAUAUAUCCCGAUAAAUUCGUUAAAGAUGCUUUAAUCAUUUUGCAAUAUAAAACUUGAGUCUGUUGGAAUUCACGCUCCACGUUAAAUGCAUAAACAAUGUUUUAAAAUUGUACAUGGAUAAUCGAUUCUAUCAACAAUUAUAUAUACCAUUUAUUUCCCAUUUUCAAAACAUAUAGUAGCUUUUUAAUUAAAAUAAUUUGUGUUCCACAUUCUAUGCCCCACACUGAUCCAUCUUUUCAUCCUCGCGCUCCUUUGUGGUGCUUGGGGACGAAACAAAAGCUGCGCGGUUUGGAGAAGAGGCAAGGAGCGCGUGACGUCGGCAGACCCAUAACCGAUGAGCCCUAAAGCUGGCCCCUGAUUAUAACAAAGCUCAUUGGAGUCACUUUUUGAGAAAAAUAUAUACGGGGAUUGUUUCAUCUCGGCUCAACAGAAGACGUUCAUAACGGUAAGAGAGAAGCCUAUAUGCUGCGCGAGGGGUCGGAAUGGCGCUGUGGAAUGGACUCUUCAAAAUUCUUCCACCUUGGUUGAGAUAAAGCAGAAGCACACCAGAACGAGAGAGAAUAACACGCGCAUAAACCCCACAUCUUAGGUACGUCAGACCGCGCACUGCUCAAAGAUGUUCGCGCGCAUCGCAGUGCGUUAACAUGCGCUGUUUUUCAGCACGCGAGCUGGCGCAUGCCAUGCUGUAGCGCUGCGCAUCCUGAGCCGCUGCCAAAUGGCACGGACAAGCGCGACCACAUCGCUCUGACGGAAUAGACAUACGAUGCUGUCCAAAGACGCGUUUCUCUCAGCUUGAGCGGCGCGUGAUGAUGAACGGCGACUGCCGUGGGACCAGCUUGCCCCAGCGCGAGGAACCGAUGUGUUCUCCACUUUCCGUGGAGUCCGAACCUCACCCUCAUCGAUGACCCGGCUCGCUUUCACCCUUCGUCACUAUUUAUUGUAUUUUGGUAAAGCACAUAAAUAGGACCUACAUAAAACAAGUGUGGAACAAUGGAAUUAUCUGAGGUUCGCUGUUCCAGCGCGAGCGAGGAGCUUUACAGCAUCAACAAAACCCCCACCAGCAACAGCGGGAUCCGACCGAAGCGUUUGCUGUGGCAGAAUGCCGUGCGGCACAUCACCGAGCAGCGCUUCAUUCACGAACACAUUCACAAACCCGUAUCACCGGACGAAUCUCACGCGCAGGGCUCGCGCAAACACUCUGCCGGCAGGACCUCCGUGGGCGACAGGCACAAUAACGGCGGCACAAAAGUCUUCCCCGAGCGCUCGAGCAGCGACCUGGGUUUCCUGCAGAUCGAUUGCGCGCCCAGCAACUCCGAUUUCUUCCUGAGCUGGGGCUACACCUACCGCGGGGUCAUUUUCCCCACGCUGCGCUACAGCUUCAAGUCCAGGGACCUCGAGCGCCUAUACCAGCGCUACUUCCUGGGGCAGCGGCGGAAGUCCGUAGUGGUUAUGAACAUUCUGGACGUGGUGACCAAGCUGACCCUUCUCUUGCUGCACCUGACCUUGGCGUCCACGCCGAUGGACCCGAUCAAAGGAAUGCUGCUUGGAUUCUUCACAGGCAUCGAGGUGGUCAUCUGCGCUCUCGUGGUGGUCCGCAAGGACACGAGCUCACACGGUUACCUGCAGUACAGCGGCGCGGUGACCUGGGUGGCAAUGGCCACGCAGAUCCUUGCCACGGGACUGGGAUAUGGGUUGCUCGGAGAUGGGAUAGGGUAUGUGCUAUUCACACUGUUUGCCACCUACAGCAUGCUGCCGCUGCCUCUCACCUGGGCCAUUGUUGCGGGACUGCUGACCUCUGCCCUGCACAUCGCGCUCCAGCUGGUGGUCUCCCCUCGAGCUCAGAUCUCUACGAAUCAGCUGUUAGCUCAGGUGUUGCUGUUCUUAUGUAUAAACACUGCAGGGAUGUUUAUCAGCUACCUGUCAGACCGCGCCCAGCGACAGGCCUUUCUGGAGACACGCAGGUGCAUCGAGGCACGUCUCCGCCUAGAGACCGAGAACCAGAGACAGGAGCGCCUGGUGUUGUCAGUGCUGCCACGCUUUGUGGUGCUGGAGAUGAUUAAUGACAUGGCCAACGUGGAGGAUGAAACCCUACAACACCAGUUUCAUCGGAUCUACAUUCACCGCUAUGAGAACGUGAGUAUUCUCUUUGCUGAUGUGAAGGGCUUUACCAAUCUUUCCACAACGCUCUCCGCUCAGGAACUGGUUCGAAUGCUCAACGAACUCUUUGCACGCUUCGACCGUCUGGCGCAUGAGCAUCAUUGUCUGAGGAUCAAGAUAUUGGGGGAUUGUUAUUAUUGCGUCUCUGGCCUACCUGAGCCCCGUCCGGAUCACGCCCACUGUUGUGUUGAGAUGGGCCUCAGCAUGAUUAAAACCAUCAGGUACGUGCGCUCGCGUACAAAGCACGACAUAGACAUGCGAAUCGGAAUCCACUCCGGUUCAGUUCUAUGUGGAGUUCUCGGCCUGCGGAAGUGGCAGUUUGAUGUUUGGUCCUGGGAUGUGGACAUAGCCAACAAACUAGAGUCAGGGGGAAUACCGGGGAGGAUCCACAUCUCCAAAGCAGCCCUAGACUGCCUGAACGGCGUCUACGAGGUGGAAGAGGGUCACGGGAAAGACCGCAAUGAAUUCCUGCGCAGACACAACAUCGAGACCUUCCUGAUCAAACAGCCGGAGGAGAGCCUGCUCACCCUGCCUGAGGACAUUAUGAAAGAUUCCACCAACCAAUCAGAACACAGAACCUCUAACACUUCUUUUACUGAGGGAACAUGGAGCCCUGAACUUCCCUUUCAUAACAUAGUGGGCAAACAGAAUACUCUGGCUGCGCUCACACGUCACUCUAUUAACCUGCUCCCCAACCACCUGGCUCAAGCCCUGCAUGUGCGCGCCGGCUCGCAGGAAAUUAACGCUCGCAUGCAGAGCACCAUCGCCCUGCGCAGCGGGGACAAGCUCCGCCAAGAACAUAUCUCCCCCUUCUCUCUCACCUUUAGAGAAGCACUGCUGGAGCACAAGUAUUCCCAGAUGAGAGACGAGGUGUUUAAGUCUAAUCUAGUGUGUGCCUUUAUCGUUCUCUUCUUCAUCACCGGAAUACAAAGCUUACUGCCCUCUGCAAGGAUGGUCACGAUGGUGAUACAGUUCUCUGUCCUCAUCUUGCUGCACUGUUGUCUCGUUGUCGUGACGACGGCAGAAGACUAUAAGUGUUUGCCAUUGGUUUUGCGAAAAGCGUGUUGCUGGGUGAACGAAACAUACACGGCACGAAACGUCGUCAUCUUCCUCUCCAUCCUCAUCAACUUCCUGGCAGCCAUGAUCAAUAUACUUUGGUGUGAUUUUGAUAAAUCUUACUCAUUCAGGAACCAGACGUUUAAUGCGUCAGCUUCAAUCCCGGAUAUCUGCUUCUACCCGGAGUAUUUCGUGUUUACCGGAGUGUUGGCGAUGGUGACCUGCGCAGUGUUCCUGAGACUAAACUCAGUUCUGAAACUGGCCAUUCUUUUGAUCAUGAUCGCCAUCUACGCAGUGCUGACUGAGGCGUUCUACACACCGUUAUUCAUCCGCUAUGACACGCUCACGCUCAAUCAGAGCAAAAGCUUCCUGGGAACCAAGGAAACAUCUCUGCUUCUCAUGGCAAUGUUCCUUUUAGCCGUCUUCUACCAUGGCCAACAGCUUGAGUAUACCGCUCGUCUUGACUUCCUGUGGCGCGUUCAGGCGAAGGAAGAGAUAAAUGAGAUGCAAGAGCUGCGUGAACACAACGAGAACAUGCUCCGGAACAUUCUCCCCAGCCAUGUCGCCCGCCACUUCCUGGAGAAAGACAGAGACAAUGAGGAGCUGUACUCUCAGUCGUAUGACACUGUUGGAGUGAUGUUCGCCUCCAUCCCGGGCUUUGCUGAUUUUUACUCACAGACGGAGAUGAAUAAUCAGGGCGUGGAGUGUUUGCGGCUGCUGAACGAGAUCAUCGCUGAUUUUGAUGAGCUGCUCGGGGAGGAGAGAUUUCAAGACAUAGAGAAGAUAAAGACCAUCGGUAGCACAUACAUGGCCGUGUCAGGAUUGUCUCCAGAAAAACAACAAUGCGAGGACAAAUGGGGGCAUCUGUGUGCGCUGGCAGAUUUCGCCCUCGCUCUGAAUGAGAGCAUUCAGGAGAUCAACAAACAUUCUUUUAACAACUUCCAACUCAGAAUCGGUAUGGCACAUGGCUCAGUGGUGGCAGGAGUGAUCGGCGCUAAAAAGCCGCAGUACGAUAUUUGGGGGAAAACUGUAAAUCUGGCGAGUCGCAUGGACAGCACGGGUGUCAGCGGGAAGAUCCAGCUCCCGGAGGAGACCUACGCCAUCCUGAACGAGCGCGGCUUCGCCUUCGAAUACCGCGGUGAGAUCUACGUGAAGGGCAUCAGCGAGCAGGAAGGAAAGAUCCGUACGCACUUUCUGCUGGGCCGCGUGCAACCCAACCCGCUCGUCCUACAGCCACGGAAGCUCACGGGCCAGUACUCGCUCGCCGCCGUGGUGCUCGGCCUGGUUCAGUCCCUCAACCGGCAGAAACAAAAACAAAUUCUUAAUGAAAACAACAACUCAGGCAUCAUGAAGGGCCACUACAACCGCAGAACUCUGCUGGCGCCGGGCGGUUCUGAUAAUAGUCACACCGAGGUGACAGAAAAAAGCGAUCUGGCCUAGUGGAACGGAGAGAAAGACUGCAUACUUAACCAAAAGACUGAGCUCUACUUCAGACCGAGUGUCUAUUGCUGUCUGUGUUUCUUUUUGUAUUUCUUUUGUAUUUGAGAAACAAUAA
Molecule: messenger RNA, 5082 nt
Organism: Triplophysa dalaica
Lineage: Eukaryota; Metazoa; Chordata; Actinopteri; Cypriniformes; Nemacheilidae
Gene: adcy8
Product: adenylate cyclase 8 (brain)
Exons: 19
Coding region: 1305-4967 (1220 amino acids)
Biological process (GO): intracellular signal transduction; cAMP biosynthetic process; adenylate cyclase-activating G protein-coupled receptor signaling pathway
Cellular component (GO): plasma membrane
Molecular function (GO): adenylate cyclase activity
Source: RefSeq, a predicted model, not a curated record